Messenger RNA from Penicillium salamii, 1536 nucleotides. The record is from the annotation of a GenBank genome assembly. Lineage: Eukaryota; Fungi; Ascomycota; Eurotiomycetes; Eurotiales; Aspergillaceae.
AUGGACUGGUUGCGAGACAGCUUCCUCGGACAAUGUUUGCGUCCUUUAUGCAAGCCGUCGUGGCUGAGGUACAAAGAAGAAAACCUGGGGUAUUGGCAAGAAAACCUCCAACCCGAGGGCGAAACGACAGUACCAGUAGAGUGGUACUCAGAAAAUGACGAAGAGAACCCCGAAAACUGGCCAGAGUCAAAAAAAGCCUUUGUGUUGUUCACUAUAGGCAUUUACAGCUUCGUGGUGUACAUGGCAGCGCCCAUUUACACGCCAAGCGAGAAUGCUUUCAUCGAUGAAUUUGGCGUGAAUAAUGCAGAAGCCUCACUCGGACUUGCUCUCUAUGUCUUGGGAUAUGGCGCCGGUCCUCUCUUUUUCAGUCCAUUGAGUGAGAUACCUCGUAUCGGCCGCAGUCUUCCUUACGCCAUUUCGUUUUUAUUGUUCUGUGUCAUCAGCAUCCCUACAGCAUUGGCACCCAACGCAAUCGGAUUCUACUUUCUUCGAUUCCUGCAGGGAUUCUUCGGCAGUCCCUGCUUGGCAACCGGCGGCGCCUCAAUUGCAGACGUCUACUCAUCGAAUGCACUUCCUCACGCCAUGACAACAUGGGUACUUUGCGUUUUCUCUGCCCCGGCGAUAGGUGUGCUGGUAUCUGGAUUCGCAAUUCCAGUUCUUGGCUGGCGUUUCUCGAUGUGGGAGAUAUUGAUAGCCGCAGCUCCAAUUCUCAUCCUUCUCUUCCUGCUUCCCGAAACCAACCCUGAUACCAUCUUACAUCGACGUGCCCGACGUUUGGAAAAGCAUGACUCGGACAAAUCCCGUGUCUAUCAGACUAAGGCGGACGUUUCCCAUGCAGGAAUUUCUUUUCAAGAAGUCGUUCGGGAGUCACUCCUCAUUCCUUCGAGGAUCACUUUCCUUGACCCAGCAAUCUUGUUUCUGAACUUGUAUACGUCUUUGACAUACGGUAUCUACUACUCAUUCUUUGAGGCCUUUCCGAUUGUUUAUCAAGGAAUGUAUGGCUUCAAUUUGGGAGAGAUGGGCUUAGCAUUCCUCGCGAUUGUUGUCGGGUCCAUCAUUUCUUUCGUGGUGUAUAAUUUCUACAUUCACAAGAUCUUCCUGCCAAAAGCCAAGAAGGGCGCGGUCCAGAAGCCAGAAGAUGUUCUGGUCCCUGCUUUGUACGCAUGCUUUGGGCCGGCGAUUGGAUUAUUCCUUUUUGGUUGGGCUGCAAAUCCAAAAGUGCAUUGGAUCGUGCCGACGAUCGGCAUCGUCAUCUAUCCGGCUUGUGUGUUUGUUCUGAUGCAAUCCAUCUUCCUCUAUAUCCCGGCGUGCUACCCCCAAUAUGCUGCCAGUGUUUUCGCAGCAACCGACUUCACUCGGAGUGCUUUUGCUUGCGGCGCUGUUGUCUUUUCCCGACCACUCUACGAGAAUCUUGGGGUGGGUCGUGGAUGUAGUUUGUUGGCGGGUCUGACUGUUGGAUGUGUGGUUGGGAUUUAUAUGCUUUAUAAUUUUGGAGAGAGAUUGAGACUGAGGUCCAAAUUUGUUUCCAAGUGGUGA